Molecule: messenger RNA, 4103 nt
Organism: Mus musculus (house mouse)
Lineage: Eukaryota; Metazoa; Chordata; Mammalia; Rodentia; Muridae
Gene: Nim1k
Product: NIM1 serine/threonine protein kinase
Exons: 4
Coding region: 841-2151 (436 amino acids)
Molecular function (GO): ATP binding; protein serine/threonine kinase activity; magnesium ion binding
Source: RefSeq, marked provisional
CUCGGCUCUGGUGGCGGAGCCAGGCGCAGACAGGCAACGGGGUUUGCCACGGCCCUGUGGGUCAGAUCUGCUGCCGUAGGAGCGACCCAGACGUCUGCGCCCCGGGACACAGGAGCUUGUGCCAGCGUCUGCCACUCUGCUCCUCGCCUGGCCGCGCAUCGAGCUCCCCAGGCGGCCUCCGGACCGAGGAUGAGCUGUCAUCUGCCAAAUUUUCAGGACAGCUCAGGGCUUAGAAGACGGCUCAUCUAAAUAAAGGCCGGCUAAAGUGACAUUGUGGAGAGACUUAAUCCUUCUGUGGCUGCCUGUGUUAACCAAAGGCUCUUCUGGCAUUCAGAUUCUCAAGUCCCCGGGACCUUGCAACUUAACAGCAAGAGAAAAAACAAAAACAAAACCAGAAAAAUGAAGGUCAGCGAUGAUCCCCCGCUGCAGGGACUCAGGGGCCUCCAAGGGGCUUUUACACUUGGGAGCACAAGACUGCCUGGUUCCACAGGGAAUUGACAGAGUGGAGCCUUUGUCCCCCCCAGUGGCAGCCAUCUACCACAGAGCAUCAGGUUCCACCUCGGGAGGAGUUAUGGUAACUGAAUGUGCAUCUGGUUGUACAGCUACAGCUUGGAGGUGAGGGAAGGCGAGAAGCGCCUGGAGUGAAGCCCUGCUGGGCUGUGUGGGCUCUCUCUCUCUCUCUGGUCCCUGGGUCUCCACGAGGAUUCCUCGCUCUGCUCUCCCUCCCUCAUGGACGCUGUGCUCCCGGAGGCCUCAACUCAAGCUUUCCUCACUCACCACCCUGCAAGCUGCCCUGACAGUGGCUCUGGGCUGAGAUGGAGCCAUGAGCCCGCAUAGACGAUGACAGCAGUGUUUGUGAAUGGAGGCGGCCUGGUGAACACACAUUGUGACAGGUGGGAGCGGAGGGACAGCGUGGAAAGCAGCUGUCAGACCGAGGGCGGCAAGGACAGCGAGGAGGACCAGCAGCGCCAGCUGACACCCUUCGAGAAACUGACUCAGGACAUGUGCCAGGAUGAGAAGGUGGUGAGGGAGAUCACGCUGGGGAAACGCAUUGGCUUCUAUCGGAUUCGAGGGGAGAUCGGAAGCGGAAACUUUUCCCAGGUCAAGCUGGGGAUUCACUCCCUAACCAAAGAAAAGGUGGCCAUUAAGAUUCUGGACAAAACCAAGUUAGACCAGAAAACCCAAAGGCUGUUAUCCAGAGAGAUUUCCAGCAUGGAAAAGUUGCAUCAUCCCAACAUCGUCCGUCUUUAUGAAGUCGUGGAGACACUGUCCAAGCUACACCUAGUGAUGGAGUAUGCAGGAGGUGGGGAGCUUUUUGGAAAAAUUAGCACCGAGGGGAAGCUUUCUGAACCGGAAAGCAAGCUUAUCUUCUCCCAGAUCCUGUCUGCCGUGAAGCACAUGCAUGAAAAUCAAAUUAUUCACAGAGAUCUGAAAGCAGAAAACGUCUUUUAUACCAGUAGGACUUGUGUGAAGGUGGGAGAUUUUGGAUUCAGCACAGUAAGUAAGAAAGGCGAGAUGCUGAACACUUUCUGUGGAUCUCCACCCUACGCGGCACCAGAACUCUUUCGAGACCAACACUACGUUGGUGUUUAUGUGGAUAUCUGGGCCUUGGGUGUCCUUUUGUACUUCAUGGUGACUGGCACGAUGCCAUUUCGAGCGGAGACCGUGGCCAAGCUAAAGAAGAGCAUCCUCGAGGGUACCUACACCAUACCCCAGCAUGUGUCUGAGCCUUGUCACCGGCUCAUCCGAGGAGUCCUUCAGCCCACGCCCACAGAGAGGUAUGGGAUCAACUACAUCAUGAGCAAUGAAUGGAUGCGAGGGGUGCCAUACCCCACCCCUUUGGAACCGUUCCAACUGGAUCCCAAACAUUUGUCGGAAACCAGUACCCUCAAAGAAGAAGAAAACGAGGUGAAGAGCACUUUAGAACACUUGGGGAUUACAGACGAACAUAUCCGGAAUAACCAAGGGAGAGAUGCUCGGAGCUCUAUCACGGGGGUCUAUAGAAUCAUUUUACAUCGAGUGCAAAGAAGAAAAGCAUUGGAAAGUGUGCCAAUAAUGAUACUACCAGAACCUAAAGAAAGGGACUUAAAGAAAGGGUCCCGUAUCUACAGAGGCAUAAGACACACAUCUAAAUUUUGUUCAAUUUUAUAAAUUAUAUCAGGCAGCUGGGAGCUAGCCAUGAGCAGUUUCUGCUUUUAACUUUUCUUGUACACAAUUUGAAUGGGGACAUUUUUUGUAAUUUUUAAAUAAAUUUGAGAUAUGCAUACCACCCCCUACAAAGUCUCUUAGCCUAAAAGCUGGUGUGUCUUGCCCGUUUUUUGACUUCUUGUCAUACUUCAGCCUUCAUUUAUUUAAUAGAGAAAUACAAGGAAUUAGGGCUGUGUGCCAGGCACUGUUUAAGCGCUGAGGAGACAGCUGAGCCAGUCCCCUUCCCUCGUGUGUAGAAUAUUCUAAUAUGCAAUGUGGACCAUUGCUAGCAACUAUUUUUGUUUUUAAAAGGAAGAUAUCAAAUAGUGGGGGAUACCAUGCGGGCUUCCCCACCAGGAUAUCUAAUGUUAGAAGCUUGCUAGUUUUGGAUUAGAUCUUUAAGGGAGGCCACUUUGAGAGGAUAACAGUAUCUUGGGAGGGAUGAAGGAGUAGCAAUAGUGAGCUGAAGAAGGUAAAUAUGCCCAACAGCCAGGGUUAUAAAUUAAAUUCCUCCAAAGAGCGCCAACGACAAAGGCGUUCAUGUAGUGUAUUUGGGAAGUGAUCCCACAACAGAGCCUCUGUUGUGUGCCCUCUGCAUUUCCAGAUAAUGCUGAGUGAGUACCAAGUAAUUUCUCUGUCUUUCUCAGGGAUUUGUGUCCAAAAAAAAAAGUCUUAAGAGCUAGAAGAAAAGGGUCACUGGCUCGAGGCAGUGUACUUCCGAAUAGGACCUUGUACGAACCUUUCAAACUUGCAUGGAAAUGGUUACAGCAUCAGUGGCUGGAGGAAGUAAUAUGGCAGGGAGGACCCAAAGCAGUGCACAGAAGCUAACAAGUCUAUCCAGACCCCCUGCUCCAUUUAAAUCCCUCUGCUAAAUAUACUUCUUGGAGGGGGCUGAGAGCUGGAAGGACUCAGAACAGCAGGUUAUCAGAGCUGUAACAGUAACUGUCAAGUUCUAACCACCAGGAUUACAUUUGUUUUACCAGCCCAGGGGGUUCCACCUACAGAUCCUUAGAUUCAGUGAAUCCUUGGGUGGACAAGAGCAAGUACAGUUUAAACAGGUGAUGCUGAUGCUGUUAGUUCAGGGCCAGGCUUUGAGGCUCUCUGAGCUACAGUCAUUACUGCGGCUGGUCUGGUGGCUGUAACUGGAUCUCCUUCCAUCAGGUAACCUAACGUUUCCUUACCUUAGACCAGCAUUUCCACUGGUUUACAUGGAGUAGCUUGACCUAAACUGUCAUCAUGAAAGAACCCUAGUCCUCAAUUGCCUUAUCCUUGGUAGACUGUAACUGCUGUCACUGCAUGCUCACUAUCAUCACAGGUUAUACUUAGGGUCAAUUAUCUUCAUCAGUGCCUGCUGUAUCUUCAUUCCUACCCUGUUAUGCCCACUCGCAUGGGCAGCCUACAUGGCCAUGUUAGUCUUAGAUUAGCAAGAGUUCCUUGUCUCCUGAGAACCCAAACUGCUCAUCUACUUCAGCCUAGGUGUUUGGAAGGAAUUACAAACCCUUCAAGUCACCGAUUGUGCAAUGAGUCCACCUUACUUCCAGCCUCUGGCUCCCACACCCGUGAACGUAAACACCAAGAGAUAUCUAAGCCAUUGUUAAAACAUGCACACCCACUGCUGGAGAACACACCAACCCUGCAGGUUACUAAUCCUUCUGGCGCCGUAGGCCAGUCACGUUCUGUUUGUACUAGCUACUUGCGGCAUCGAGGUCUGUGCGAAUGCGGAGGGAUUCCAACAUGGUGUUAGGAGAUACAUUGACAAAGAAUCAAGUAUUCUUUCUUCUAGGGUAACUGCUGGGAGGACACACUGUGGGCAGGAAAUGCACAGCUGUAGCCUGAGCAGGUGCCAAUUCCAAUGAGGAUGAAUUGCUGUUGUGCUCAUGUGAGAUGACGCUAAUGCUCUGAUAAACACCCAGUUC